AUGUCGGCAACCGUAGAGCCAGUUGUCCUCCAGUCUCUCGAGGUUCUCGCCGGGGCGGUUCGUGCCAUGACCGCCGUAGGCGCAGACUCUUCACAAGGUAAUACAUCCAUCACAAAUGCCCUCGCUCGACCCCAUCAUGGUUCUCUCUGUCGUAUCUGCCAUCUGCCCGGUCACCACAGCGACCACAUCUCGCAGGCGGACGCCUGCCUCACCGAGAUCCUCAAGCUUUUCGAGUUCUGGGACGAAAUGAAGACCCAUAUCCUCUUCCUGUACAGCUUCCACGACCCCUUCAAGGCGGCAAUCGACGAGCAGGAGCCGACCUACGAGAUGCGGUUAAAUUCGUCCCCACUACGGGGACAGACCUUCGAGCAGAUUUACGUGAAUCGCCUCACGAGCAAUUACCUGAAGUUCCAAGCGCACUUCGCGAGAAUCCGCGCGAAGGCCGUCUACCUCAUGAGCGCCAAAGAGGCCGAAUACUAUGGGGCGGUUGUGGAGGACCUCAAUGACGUUUUGCUCAAGGGAAAGACGCUGUCGCUGCUUUUCGAGCAGAGUGUCGUCGCUGCAGAUUUACUAAAACAGAUGGGCUGGCAGAAACGCACAGUGAUUGACGGAAUGGGUGGUGCAGUUUCUGGAGGGAUGGGAGCACUGAUAGCUCCAUAA
This is a messenger RNA of Aaosphaeria arxii CBS 175.79, 660 nucleotides long. RefSeq lists its product as uncharacterized. Lineage: Eukaryota; Fungi; Ascomycota; Dothideomycetes; Pleosporales. Bases 1 to 660 code for a protein of 219 amino acids. The record is from RefSeq and is a predicted model, not a curated record. The transcript has 3 exons.